AUGAAAGGAAGAAAGGCCGACAGCUUUGGGCCCAGUGUGUCCCGUCCGACCUUGCAGGUGAUGGGCGGCGACGCACUGGUCGAGGUGAUCGAGGGCAACCGUGUAAGUGCUUCUUCUCAUUUUCCCACCAUCCGCUUAUCUCACGUCGGGGUGGGCUUGAGAUCGACUGGGGGGAGGUGGUACUAUGAGGUGACCCUCCUGACCGGAGGCCUCAUGCAGUUGGGGUGGGCAGGGCCACUCUUUCAGUGCAGCCCCACCAGAGGCCAGGGUGUUGGAGACCACAUGCAUUCGUGGGCAUUUGAUGGGUUCCGCCAAAAGCGAUGGUGUGUGUCCUCAGCCCCGUACGGCGAGCGAUGGCGAGCGGGCGAUGUGGUUGGUGUGCUCUUGGACACCGGCCUUCAGGAAAUGCGUUUCAGCUUGAACGGACGCGAUCUUGGGGUGGCGUUCGCUGGGUUCGCAAUGGGCGGGCUGUACCCUGCAGCCUCAAUGAACGUGGGUCAGGGAGCCCACUUCAACUUUGGACACGCUCCAUUCUUGUUCCCUCCAAUACGUGACGGCGGUUCAUCGCUCCAGCCAGUCUCGGAAGCCUUGGCAGCCAACGAUGCAACACGUCCCAACUCGGCCGACAGUGCGAGGUCUUGUCAGCUUCCGGUGCGAGGUAUCGAUGGUGAAGACGCCGAAAACGCUGAUAACGGCGAUGAGCACCAUCGUGAGGUCUCCUUGGGAAGAGUUCGAGGUACAAAUGUAGCAGUUGGAACCGGCGAUGGCCAGGCUUUUUCCACCAGUGGCGAAGACGGGCAAGAACGGGAGGGCGAGGACGUUUCCCAAUUACAGAUCGAGAGGCAGGCAUUGGUGGAAAAUUUGAUCGCGAUGGGUUUCCCAGUCGAGUGGGCGAUCAGAGCGGCGGGAAAACCUGGUAUUGGUGACGAAUACAACGACGCAGGGGAGAGUGACGACGGAGAUGCAGACACCGGCGGCUUCGCGUUUGCAUCGGAUGCCGCGGGAGUGGAGCGGCAGGCGCACGAAAACGCAGUUCGAAACAACGAAGAAUCUGGUGAUCGUCGGUGGCACGAUAUGUACAGUGCGGUUAGGAGAGGCUUCCUUGCUCGCAACAUCGGCGCGUCCCCAGCAACUGCAGUUUUUCAACCUAGUUCAUAUGGACGCGCAAGUAUCACGCCGGGCACGGUGACGGAAGCCGGGCGGACUGCAAUAAAAUCGGCCUCAUCUCCAACCGCGCCUCCAUUCCUUGCGGAGGACGGUCAAGCGAUGGUCGACGGGCUUCGAAGUACAUCUUACGGAAUAAAACGGGUGGCCAUGAUAACGGACGAACGUGACCUCCCAUCCCUUAGCCGUGUUCUCGAAACGGCCCUGUCCAUCCUCCUCGCUCGUGCAGCAGUUGUCAACCUGUUUUCGCAUAUAUCGGCAGCAACUGGCACGUGGAUACCCCGGUGCCACUCGUACGUCAUAGCUGCCAGAUUUCCAUCGUUGCUUUGGGCGAACGGGCCUGGCGACGUCAGUGUUCGAGAGGAGAUGGCCAGCCCGUCGCCUGUUCGUGACUCUUGGAGGGGCGGGUGGGGGGGCGCAGGGGCGGCAAUGGAGGUGGUAGACGGAAUACUUCAGAUGCUGGCAGUUGAGGAAAGCCAGAGGAGCAUUGUGGACCUCACGAAAGUGUUUGCAACGUGGUACGUACCAUCACGAUCGAAGCAUACGGGGGAUGUACUGUCGAUAGAUAAAUCAGCAGCAGCUGGAAAAGGCACUACCGGCGUCACUGGGUGUAACGGAUCCACAAAAGACUGUCCACCUGGCGUUUGUUUCAAGUUGGCAAAUGUUACCGACGCGAUUGGGCAACUUCCAGGGUCCUACUUCAUGUCGAUGCGGUCUCUGAUCGAGCUUCUUGUUGCUUCGGUUAAACCUCGGGAUGAAUGGAAAGCUUGGACGUCGGCAAAGCGGUUGUCGGAGAAGUGGACCAAAGAUGACCCAACACCUUCAAGUUCACGAAGUUCCGACGUUGCCAGAAACGCAAGAAUGCCUUCCUUGAUUCGUCUCUUGACACUCUUCAUUCACGAAGCAAUUUCGACAUUUGAAACCGGCCCGGUCCUCAAAAACGUCGGGUCCACGGGCGCCGACAAACUACCCACCGAAGAGCUAAACGCGGGACGGGGUCGGGGCACAAGCGUAAGUGAACUGCUUGCUUUUCGUUCCAACUUUUCGUGGGCACUAUGGGUACUGGAUACGAUGCUGAAGUUGGAGAGUGCGGGAAGCACAAUGGACGGUCCCUCUUAUGCACCUCGUGAUGGAAGAGACCCUUCGACUGAGCGUAUCAGGACGACAAGUGCGGAAAACGAAAACAUCAGCGACGACGCAAACUUGUUGCUGCCGGAGGUGCCCUCGGCACGGUCACCUCAGGCUUUUGGGGCUGUCCUUCGCACGGCAAACAGCAACAACCUGGACGAGUCUCUGCAAACUCUGGCGUACACGCUCUGCUCUAACAUGCUCACCCUUUCUCGGCCGGCAAAGCGGAUAUUCCCCGGCAGCAUGGCUUCUUCGAACGCCUCCCAUGAAACGACGGAGACGUGUUUGGGCUCGCCCGAGGGAGACGGAUAUACACUACCACCGCAAGAGCUCGCGCUGGCUCGAGCGUUCUCAUCACGCCUUCGGAGCCAAAUCAGUGCGCCAGGUCCGUCGUCGUCUCUGCUUCAGAGCGAGCUAGAGCUGCUUGCUCAGUGGGGACUUCGGCGAUCGAUCGUCAACGGUAAAAAUCGGCCGCGAGAAGAAGGGUGGGAUCUGGAGAAAACGAAGGUUGGUGCCGAUAAGCCGCCAUCUCCUGGGGAUUGGGUUCACACCGGUCAAAAUGGCGCCGACACCUGGGACGUGACCACGGGCUUGUUUGCCGGUGCCGAAGGGGGGGGUGAUGGCUUUGAGAUAGCUCCGGACACAAACUCUCGGGCGGCAGGCAGAGGAAGGGGGAUGGGGACAGCGGAGAGUGAGACGUCCUUGCCAUCAGGCUUGCACACUCCGCCCUUUUCGGGGGCCCUCACCCCUGCUCAUCACAACUCGCUUCUCGUCGAGGCUGUGUCAGCAACAUCUGUAACGGUGAGCUGGGGAGAUUGGUUUGAGACCGGUGGCGAGCCAGAGCUACAGGUUUGGGUCGGUGGCGACGGAGUGGCCCUUCCAGUGGCGUUUGGUAAGGCGCCCAGGGCUUCUGACCUGGCACAAACGCUUCGCUCUAAGCUCAAACGCGCCACCAACCGACGAAGAGAUGAAGGUCCAAGCAUGGUUCUCCUGUGUACACCGUUCGUUGCGUCAAUCGGCAGUCGGGGGUGCCUCACAGUUCACGGCCUCGCAGCCGACACGCGCUACUCCUUCCGACUAGAGCGCCGCAAGACAUGCCCCUCAAGGGCAUCUCCAUCGGUGGCUGCAGAAUUUUCCGACGAUGAGCGCUCAUGCUUCCCAGCGGCAGCCACCGUCGGUGCAAACUCUACGGGUACCGGGGGAUCGAGUUCCGAUCCACUGGGAGCUGAUGUUGCGGACGGUGCAAGCGCUCUGACGGGCAUAGAUGGCAGCCAUGGUGGAGACGGGGGUGGAACUUCGACGUGCUCCGAGGGAUGCACUACCGUAUUCACCGACGAAAGUCGUUGUUGCACGUCCUCUACGCGGGCAGUGGCAGGGACAAAUCGCAGCCCGUCUGCCGGGGGCAGAUACGUGAACAAGCAUAGUGUGGACGGAGAUGAGUUCAAGUGGCCAUCAACGGGUGAUCGGGGCCGGUUUUGUAGCACAUCGGAGGAGUUUGUGCUGGGAAGAGCGAAUGGGGCCAUCGUGGCUGCCGUGAACGUAGCGACCCCGCCAGAGGUCCCGUUCAUGCUCGAUGCGGAGGGCUGCGGGCCAAAUCUUGGGUUGACUAACUCCAACCUUACCGUGACUAACACCGGCCGUAAGAAAUGGAGCGCGGUUCGAGCAACUCGGGGAUUCACGUGCGGGUCGCACCGCUGGAAAGUUCGUAUCGACAGGUGCGUCUCGAAGAACGUGUUCGUCGGAGUGGUUUCGUCGGCGUCGGCACUCAACAACUAUGUCGGCUCGGACAGAUCGGGAUGGGGGUACUUGGCGAACAAAGCAAUCUGGCACAACAAGGGCAAGGUUCGGUCUUAUGGCGACCUCUUCCGGGAAGGAGAUACCAUCGAGACAAUACUGAAUAUGGACUUGGGCACCCUCCGAUUCGCCCGCAACGGCCGUGACCUCGGUAUGGCAGUGCAGGGUCUCGAGGGCACGCUGUUCCCGGCGUUUUCCAUGUACAACAGGAACGAUCAACUCACCUUCAUACCUCCGGAAGAAAACUCCUCACCACCUCCUGUCCCUUUUUCUUGGAGUGCUGCCGGCGAUAAGAACGGAGGAGGCCCUACCCGCGUUGGGGGCGGAAUGAAUGUUUCAUGCACCUACUCGAAUGUGCUAUAUGGAACGUUUUCGGCGGAGUGCGUGGUCCGGAGAGCGGCAAAGGCCCUUCAGGUGCUCGAAACCCUGAACGACCAAGGCCAAUUAGCUCCCAGCCCGGCCAGGGCCGAUUUGAUGGACGACAUCCGGUCGCGCCUGCUCCGGUGGUCACGGGGGGAGCAUGGAAGGUCCGUAGCGUCCGUGCGGCCGUGGGCGCCGGUACGCUUAGAUACCUCCGAGCAAGCUCGCCGAGAUUUGUUCGGUCUCGGAGUAGGAGACCGCGUCCUAUCGGCGGAAGGGGAGGCCACCGUUUUAGGGGCAACACGCCACGCUCUUUGGGUUGCGGUAGAGGCGACCUCAUCGGCCUCGGCAUGCACUCCUGGUUUGAGUAGGGGGUCCCGAGCGUGGGGUUCGGACCUGCCCGACAACCGACAUGGAGAUGCCGGUAGAGGCUUCACCGGCAACAACACACCAGCCGCAACAUCUGCAACCGUGUGGAGCCCCUCACACCAACGCUUUGUUGGGAAAAGCGGGAGCAAGAUUACAGCCUGGUCUCGCUGCACCGUGCGUCAGAUCGCUAGUCGUCCCGAGGACUACGUCAUCAGCCGUCACACGACGCCAACAGACUCGGUCGAACGCCUGGGCACGACCACUAACGUCGAUGAUGACCGCGAUAGCACAGGCCAACACGAGACGGCCGGUGAGGUCGCUGUUGUCGAUGACUUUCUCCGCACAGAUGAAGCCCGAAAUGUACUGUCGAGGUGGACGCCCAAAAUGGACGAGGAACUUGGUCGCCAUCUCACCAAAUUGGCCGACACGAUGGAAGUUGCGACUCCGCUGGACCUGCCCUUCAACGUCCUCGAAAAGCUACCGUCAUCGACUGAACUGUUUCCUGGCACGGAUCCAGUAGCCGCCGCUGAAAUUUGGGCGCGGGCGGCCCUCUUGCUGUACGUAGACGACCUGGUUUUCCCUCUCCUGCCACUCAUAAGCACUACGCAAGGUGGCCGUGGGCCACUUGGUACGUUGAUACACAAGUUCAGGCACCUCAUUUUCAAAACGACCAAGCUUGAACUUCUGGACAACGCAAUUCGGCCAAUAACAACGGCAUCAUCAGAGGUUGAAUUGGGAAAUGGCGCGCCGGCGUUCACAAUACCGUUAAUCGGUGUCAAAUCCCUGCCGAGAUUCCCGGCCAACCGUUUGAAUGCAGCUAAGCCCUGCCCACUAUCUUGGGGCGAAACGAGAAGGGAAGUGGAGAAGUCCGUCUUCGGUCAGGUCGCCAGACACCUCUCACACAGGGGCAAGCACGUGCUGUCGGAGGGACCGCUGGCAUUUUCAGUUGAGCUCGUCGACGCUUCCAAGUUGGCGGAUGGCGAAAGUGGCAACCGCGAUUGUCUUCAGAUGUCGGAUGCACGGGCACUGUACCGAGGCGUGUUUUGGCAGGUGUGCGAAGACGUGUGCUCGUCGCCGAUAUCGAUGUUCGUGCGCUCUCCUUCAUCACCCGCGGAUGAAGCAUCUUUGGGUGCUUCUGACCCCACUGCGCCAGUCAACAACGAUAACAACGUCGACGGUGUCGCUUUUGCUGCGAACACCCCACCCAGGGACCAUGUUCGCGACACGGUACCUAAUCCAUAUUUCACGUCUCGAGGACUGUCACCGGUGUGCAUGGACCCCGAAAGGAUUUCGCUCUACCGAUCUUUUGGUUUCAUCGUCGGAGUUGCCGUUCGGACAGGGGUGCCGUUGCCUUUAUCACAUCUCUCCUCACAGUGGUGGAUGCUCGUUUCAAACGGCGAAUGUCCCUCAGCGGCCACCGAAAAUGCACCGGGAGUGACCAGGACGCUUGCAGGUUCUCCGGGGACGGGAUUGUGUUCGAACGCCACAAAAGAAGCACCGCCAAAAUAUAUAAUAGACGGGGUGCUUUCGGCCCUCAGCCACCUGGAGGAAGCGGGCUUGAAGCAAGAAGAAAUGGACGAAGUGCUCGCGGAUGCAAGAUUCGUUGCUCCGCUGUCGAGCGGGAAUUCCACGGAGGAACUCGUUCACGGAGGUCUUGAUCGUCGCGUGACCAAUCAAAAUCUCGGCGAAUAUCGCGCCCGUUUGGCCAGGUUACGAGCCUCGGAAUAUGCUUCACAGGCCGCCGCCUUUCGGGCGGGCAUGGAGGCCGCACUUCCCAAUCGCGUGCUUUCGUUGUUGACGUGGAGGGAAUUGGAACAACUUAUUUGUGGCGCUAGCUGA
This is a messenger RNA of Ectocarpus siliculosus, 6654 nucleotides long. NCBI's taxonomy places the organism in Eukaryota, Phaeophyceae, Ectocarpales, Ectocarpaceae. The record is from the annotation of a GenBank genome assembly.